CCGCCCGCUCCGCCCCGGCCCCGGCCCCGGCCCCGGCCUCGGCCCCGGGGAUGCCGCGGGGGCGGCGCGGCUGAGCCCCCCAGCCCCGCUGCGCCGCCGGCCCCGCCCGCCGCCGCCAUGGCCGGUAAGCCCCGCAGCGGCUGCGAGGCGCUCCGGGUGGUGGCCCGGUGCCGGCCCAUGAGCCGGCGGGAGGAGGCGGCGGGAUACGAGCGCGUCCUGGAGCUGGACGUGAAGCUGGGCCAGGUGAGCAUCCGCAACCCCCGCGCCGCCCCCGGGGAGCUGCCCAAGACCUUCACCUUCGACGCCGUGUACGACGCCAGCUCCAAGCAGGCCGACCUCUACGAUGAGACGGUGCGGCCGCUCAUCGACUCGGUGCUGCAGGGCUUCAACGGCACCGUCUUCGCCUACGGGCAGACGGGCACCGGCAAGACCUACACCAUGCAGGGCGCCUGGGCGGAGCCCGAGAAGCGCGGCAUCAUCCCCAGCGCCUUCGAGCACAUCUUCACCCACAUCUCCCGCUCGCAGAACCAGCAGUACCUGGUGAGGGCCUCGUACCUGGAGAUCUACCAGGAGGAGAUCAGGGACCUCCUCGCCAAGGACCAGAGCAAGAAGCUGGAGCUGAAGGAGAACCCCGAGACCGGCGUGUACAUCAAGGACCUGUCCUCCUUCGUGACCAAGAACGUCAAGGAGAUCGAGCACGUGAUGAACCUGGGCAGCCAGACGCGCUCGGUGGGCAGCACCAACAUGAACGAGCACAGCUCGCGCUCGCACGCCAUCUUCCUCAUCACCAUCGAGUGCAGCGAGACGGGGCCGGACGGCGAGGAGCACAUCCGCGUGGGCAAGCUCAACCUCGUGGACCUGGCCGGCAGCGAGCGCCAGAGCAAAAUGGGCGCCCAGGGGGAGCGCCCCAAGGAAGCCUCCAAGAUCAACCUCUCCCUCUCGGCCCUGGGCAACGUCAUCUCGGCGCUGGUGGACGGCCGGAGCACGCACAUCCCCUACCGGGACUCCAAGCUCACCCGCCUGCUGCAGGACUCCCUCGGGGGCAACGCCAAGACAAUCAUGGUGGCCACCUUGGGCCCGGCCUCCCACAGCUACGACGAGAGCCUCUCCACCCUCAGGUUCGCCAACAGGGCCAAGAACAUCAAGAACAAGCCCCGGGUGAACGAGGACCCCAAGGACACCUUGCUGCGGGAGUUUCAGGAGGAGAUCGUCCGGCUGAAAGCCCAGCUGGAGAAACGCGGGAUGCUGGGCAAGAAGAGGAGGAGGAGCAGCCGGAGGAAGAAAGCGGUGGAUGGAGAGGGCACCGUGGACAAUGAAGGGGAGGACGAGAACGAGGACGGCCUGGAGAAGACCAUGGAGAAUUACUUGAAGGAGCAGAAGGAGAGGCUGGAAGAGGAGAAAGCCGCCAUCCAGGAUGACCACAGCCUGGUGAGCGAGGAGAAGCAGAAGCUGCUCCAGGAGAAGGAGAAGAUGAUAGAGGACCUGCGGAAGGAGCAGGAGGCCACGGAGCUGCUGGCCAUCAAGUACAAGGCCAUGGAGAGCAAGCUGCUGAUCGGGGGCAGGACCAUCGUGGACCACACCAACGAGCAGCAGAAGAUGCUGGAGCUGAGGCGGCAGGAGAUCGCCGAGCAGAAACGCCGGGAACGCGAGAUGCAGCAGGAGAUGCUGCUGAGGGACGAGGAGACCAUGGAGCUGCGCGAGACCUACACGUCCCUGCAGCAGGAGGUGGAGAUCAAAACCAAGAAGCUCAAGAAGCUCUACGCCAAGCUGCAGGCUGUGAAGGCUGAGAUCCAGGACCAGCACGACGAGUACAUCCGCGUGCGCCAGGACCUGGAGGAGGCCCAGAACGAGCAGACCCGGGAGCUGAAGCUCAAGUACUUGAUCAUCGAGAACUUCAUCCCUCCCGAGGAGAAGAACAAGAUCAUGAACCGCCUGUACUUCGACGGCGACGAGGACCAGUGGAAAUUCCAGCCGCUGGUUCCCACUGGAGGGAGCAGCUCCCAGAUGAAGAGGCGCCCGACCUCGGCCGUGGGAUACAAGAGGCCCAUCAGCCAGUACGCCAGGGUGGCCAUGGCCAGGAGAUCCCAUCCCCGCUUCCGGGCUGAGAACAUCAUGUUCCUGGAGCUGGACCUGUCCCCCCCGGCCAUCUUUGAGUUUGAGCGCAGCAGGGACCCGGCGGAGCAGGACCCGCGCGCGCUGCACCUGGAGAGGCUGAUGCACCUGGACAGCCUCCUGGAGCGGCCGGCGGCCUCCCGCGUGCGCAAGUCCCGCUCCUGGUGCCAGACGCCGCGGUCGCUGCCGUCCUCCACCACCCACGUGUCCCUGGCCUCCAGCUCCCCGUGUGCCGCCCCUCUGCCGGCCCAGGAGUGACGCCUCGUCCCGGACUGAGCCCCCGAGCGCCGAGGGGAGCCCGGCCCGGCCGCCCCCUCGUCCUUGUCCGCAGCUACUUUGUGUGUGUUUGUGCGAGACACGAACGGCCCCGGGCCAGGGCGGCUGCCCCUCCCUCCCUCCCUCUCUGCUCCCCUCCCUCCCUCUCCCCUCCCCUCCCUCCCUCUCCCCUCCCCUCUCCCCUUUCUCCGCCCCCCUCAUCCGGAUCUGUCACUUUAUUUAUUUAACCUAUUUAUUUAUGGAGCGGAGGCGGGAUUUGUGCUCGGACUGAUGGACAUCCAGGCUGGCACUGGGCACCGUGCUGACCCCCCACAAGGUUUUUGCCCAGCUCCCAGCCCUCCCCACAUCGCCUGGCACAGGGCUGGGCACGGGGACACCACCCUGGCACAGGGCUGGGCACGGGGACAGCACCAGGACACGGCUCCAUCCCGGCAGGAGGGGCACGGGUCCCUCUGCAGGGGCUUUGGCAGAAGCUGAGGCUGCCCUGGCCCCUGGCGCUGGCUUUGCUGUGCUGGAUCCCAGGGAAUUUGGAGAUUUCUGCACGGAUUGGGAGACUUCGUGGUGGCAGUGCCUUGUCAGAGUCCCCAGCCUGCAUGGACUCUGGUGGCAGCAGGGACACCUCAUCAACUGUGGGCACGGCUGGCACUGCAGGGGCACCAGCUCCACCCACAGGGCUCGCAGAGUCACCAGAACAAGACACCCAAAGGCCAGGGCUUUGUCCAGCUGUGCCAUGCCCUGGGGACACCCUGGGGACACCCUGGGGACAGCCCCACCGAGGCUCCCGAUGCCAGGCUCGCUGCCAUCGCUGGGUGGGCAGCUCCUGAGAGCCCGAGGUGGAAAUCUCCACCUUUCCAGCACCUCCAGAGACACGCCCAGCCUGGGAGCAGCACUGCCUGGGAGCUCCGGGCUGCCAGAGGCUCCACCUGCAGCUGAACUCCACGGGGACAUGGGGACAAGGAGGUGACACCCAGGGCAGCGAUGGCACCGCUGUCCCCUGGACGAUGGCACACGGAGGUCACCUGUGUCACCUCCUGCAUGGGACAAGCUCCCUGGUGGGUUGUGGAGGACUGGCUGUGGAAUGGUGGUGGGUAAGGGGGAGCCACGAGGGUUUGGGAUGGGAUCCUGCCCCAGCAGCUGCAGGGACAGUGCUCUCUGUUCCUGCAGGACACGGCUCUCGGGUGGAGGGAAGCUGGCAGUGCCAGGCCAGCAGCUCUGGUGUCCCUGGGAUGGUGGAGGUGGGGACAUCCCAGUGAUGGAUGAGAUCCUUGUGGAUGAGGGAGUGACCCCUGGCUCUCCUGGGUCAGCAAAGUGCAGGGCAGAGAGGAUUGCAGGUGGGGAAUGUCCCCUGUGUCCCUCACAGGGUGGAUGGGGUUGGAAGGGACCCUGGAGCACUCAGGGAUGUGGCCAGGUGGGUUUGGAGUCUCCCAGGGAAGGAGACUCCAGCAGUGUUCUGGGCAGGCUGUUGGACUGCUCCCUGCUCCCCGUGCUGCUCCUGCACUCGGGGCAGGGCUGAGGGAGCAAGGCACAGGCCUGGAAUGGGGACAUCAGGAGCUGAGCAGAGCUCAGGGCCGGGCAGGUCCCUCAGCAGCCCUGUCCCAUCCCCACCUGGCUGUGCUGGGCCAUCCACUGCCCUUCCCAGCUGUGCUGCCACAUCCCUGCUCUGCCCUGGGGAUCUCCUCCCCUUCCACCUGGCACUGCCCUGCCUUGAGCUCUCCAUCAUUGCCCUCUGCUCCCCCUUUCCUGCUCCCUCUGUGCCCCAGGACACCCUCUGUCCCUCCAAAAGCUUUGUCCCUUCUCCCCCAGCUGGCACCUGCCCCGGGGGCACCUUGGCAGGCUGUAGCUGGCUCUGAGCUCCUCCCUGUGGCAGGGUCCAGGCUGUGCCCAGCCUGGCAGGAGGGAGCAGGGGAAGGGGUUGGAGGAGUGACAGCGGGGUCCCUUCCAUGCUGUGGGGUCAGGGCUGGCCACAGGCACCCCCACGACAGCCAGGGGUGUCCCAGGGCAUCCCCCAGGCCGAGCUGGCCCCGUGAAACCAUCCUGGCAGUGCCCAAGGCCAGGCUGGGCAGGGCUGGGAGCACAGUGGCAGUGUCCCUGCCCAGGACAGGGGUGGCACUGGAUGAGCUUUAAAGUCCCUUCCAGCCCAAACCAGCCUGUGAUUCCCUGAUUCUGUGGGGCACAGUGGUUGGGAGAGCUGGUUUGUUAUUUAAUUUGGGAGUUGGGGUCAGGAAGCACAGACUCAGAAUGAGGGGAAGCUUGGGGGGCUGCAGGAACAGAAUUUCCUCCCCUCCUCGUCUUCUAGCAGUCCCAGUUCCCCUUCAGUGGAUCAGCAGCUGGUGCAGCCCCAAAGUGAUGAACCAGAGACCUUCUGUGGCCUCUGUUCUCACCCAGGGUGUGGGAAACAUCUCAGGAGCUGAGGUGUCCUCAUCCCUGGGCCAUGGAGCAUCCUGGGAAGGGUGGCUGGGACCAGAAAGGGUGGCUGUGGUCAUGGUGGGAUCCUCUGGAAGCCCCUCCAGAGAGCUCUGGUCACAGAGGGAUCCUCAGGAAGCUUUUCCAGCAGAGCUCUGGUCACAUUGGGAUCAUCUGGAAGCUUUUCCAGCAGAGCUCUGGUCACAUUGGGAUCCUCUGGAAGCCCUUCCAGAGAGCUGUGUCAUGGUGGGAUCCUCUGGAAGCUUUUCCAGCAGAGCUCUGGUCACAGAGGGAUCCUCUGGAAGCUUUUCCAGCAGAGCUCUGGUCACAGAGGGAUCAUCUGGAAGCCCUUCCAGCAGAGCUCUGGUCACAGAGGGAUCCUCUGGAAGCUUUUCCAGCAGAGCUCUGGUCACAGAGGGAUCCUCUGGAAGCUUUUCCAGCAGACUCUGGUCACAGAGGGAUCUUCUGGAAUCCCUUCCAGCAGAGCUCUGGUCACAGAGGGAUCCUCUGGAAGCUUUUCCAGCAGAGCUCUGGUCACGGUGGGAUCUCUGGUCACACUGGGAUUCUCUGGAAGCCCUUCCAGCAGAGCUGUGUCACGGUGGGAUCUCUGGUCACACUGGGAUCCUCUGGAAGCCCUUCCAGCAGCGCAGGGGAUGGGAGGAGGCACUUCCAGCAUCCAGGGGCUGCUCCCGGAGCUGUCCCGGCGCACACCGGCAGGGCGGGGGGCGCUCGGGCUGUCCGUGUGUCGCUGUCCGUGUGUCCCAGCGGGGCCGUUCCUCGGGGCCGGGGCUUCCUUUUGUUGUUGUUGAAGUGUUCUUUUGGGGUUCAGGUUUGGCCGUUUUUCCGCGGGGAGGGGGGUGCGGGUCUGUUCUGGGUUCAUGGACAAGGCGAGGGCCUCGAUUAGGACCAAAUUUUCGUGCCUGUUGCUCUGGUGAUUUAUUUAGAAAUCAGAAGUUUACUGUCUGGUGGGCCAUCCUUGUCACUCUAUACAUAGGACUAUACAGGACAUAUUAUAAAUAUAUAUAUAUUAUACAUAGCGUGUGGAGAGGGGCCGUUCCGGCGGGAUGGACACUCCUCACUCGCCGUGCUGAGAUGUAGCUUCGAGCCCGCGCUGGCAGCGCCCUCCAGGAUGGCGAGGACAAAUAAAGGAAUGAGCAUCACUG
Passer domesticus (house sparrow) is the source of this 5954-nucleotide messenger RNA. It is a transcript of the gene KIF3C, whose product is annotated as kinesin family member 3C. The transcript has 8 exons. The record is from RefSeq and is a predicted model, not a curated record. Gene Ontology annotation, cellular component: microtubule associated complex. Gene Ontology annotation, molecular function: microtubule binding; ATP binding; microtubule motor activity. Gene Ontology annotation, biological process: spindle elongation; microtubule-based movement; mitotic spindle organization. The coding region runs from base 118 to 2370 and encodes 750 amino acids. NCBI's taxonomy places the organism in Eukaryota, Metazoa, Chordata, Aves, Passeriformes, Passeridae.